Molecule: messenger RNA, 4755 nt
Organism: Cryptococcus deneoformans JEC21
Lineage: Eukaryota; Fungi; Basidiomycota; Tremellomycetes; Tremellales; Cryptococcaceae
Exons: 5
Coding region: 195-4589 (1464 amino acids)
Molecular function (GO): protein binding
Source: RefSeq, a predicted model, not a curated record
AAGAAAAGAUUGAGUUGAGUAGGAAAAAGAUUACAGAUAUCGCUGAAAAGUCGUGCAAGCACAUCUCCGCCACCGUUGUCUCCCUCCCCCGCUGCACUGCAAGAAAAGAAUGACAGCAUAGAAGAACCAACACGGAUCAGGACAACUUCACUUCACCCCCAUUCGACAUUCGUUAACACCUUCAUCUUGCAGCCAUGUUCACAAAAGCAACUUCCCACCUCCGUCCCUUCAUCCGUCUCCCCUCUUCUCACUCCCCUGCCUCUCCAGACCACUUCACCGCCAACCCUUCUCUUUUACACCAUCUCCCUCAGCAUGGCACGAGUAAUUCAGUAAUUGUUCAGGGACAACAUUCUGCCCAGGCCGGUGGUGCGUCUGGACAUGCUGGACGGACAGGCUAUGGUGGCGGCGCAGGUGCCGGUGGAGGAUAUACCGGUCACGCGCGAGCUUUCCUCUCUCUCCCUCAAACAGCUUCUUUCGAUCCUUCUUCCACCCUCUCUGACGAGCGAAAAAAGGACGCUUCAAGUUCAUCCUCUUCAAAUACAUCUCUACUCCUUAAACACCGUCUGUCCAAGACACCACGAAUAGUUCACCUCAAUGAUUCUGUUCGGGCGCGACGAGCAAUUGAAGAACGAAAAGGGGGUAAGGAUUUUACGGUCGUUGAACUCGAAGAUGUUCCCAGAAUCCACAGACGAGAUUCUAUCGCCGAAUAUACCUCUGGCCGAUUACCCUUAACGUCUACUUCAACCCGAUCACUAUCCCGUUCCCAUACUUCUUUCGACAUUUUCCAGGUCGGUAUUCCUCAGCCUCGAUCAAUAGGUCUUCGUGCUCUUUCGACAACAUCUAAUGCACCUCGAGCUCUUGAAGCAGAGGAUAUCGAGGCGGUUGAAGAAUUGGAGUUGAUGACUCCUCGUGCUGGGCGAGAGGUUAGGACGAUCGGUCAGCCCAAUCGAGUGUUGAUGGACCUUGCUGGACGAGAUUUGCCCUCAACAGUCACAGCUGGUUGGCAGUUGGGAGGGAUCAGGAGGAAUUCCACUGCUGCAGUUGAGCGGCCAUCGCUCGACCUCCCUCCUGCUGAUCUUUCCAGUAUUGCGACUCACGAGCAGAAGGAGGACAAACAGCGUGAAGAGGCGAUUCUCCAAGCACUCCGCCAAGCGAAACAGAAUGGAAAUGCCGAACUCGUGAAAAACCUCAUCACCCAUUAUCGUUCUCCUCGAUCGCUUCCACCUUUCUCUCCAGACAGUCUUCCUGGUGUUCCAGAAUUGUCAAAGCAUUACCCCCUUCCAUCCGGUUAUUCUAUCAGGAUUUACAACGCCUGCCUCAUUGCGGCUCUUGCGAUUCGAAGUCCUGGUCAAUCCAUCGCGCCAAUCCUCGAAAUUUACAACGAGCUUUUAGAGAAAGACAUGAUCCCUGAUAGUAUGACCUACGGCGCAGUAAUCCGAGCUUUGGCUAUGAGAGAGCGAGACGUUAGAGGGAGUCAGGAGAUCUGGGAACGCCAAAAGACUUGGGGCUUGUGGCGGUCCGAAAUUAGUGGAAAUCAGACUUGGGAUCCUGAAGUAGCGGCUGAAAACGACGCAAACAUAGAGGCAUACCUCGCCGAAAACAAUGUUUUGUCGGCAGUCAGGCUUUUCCGAGCGGCGGCUUUAACAGGCCAGGCUGGGCGAUUUGUCGUGUCGAUACAUGGCACUGUGUUAGACGCUUUGAGCAAACUGGAGAAGCCUGAUGUAACUGUGAUGGAACAGUUGGUCGAGCACGCCGAGUCCCAUGAAGUGCCAGGUAUAAUAUCGCUUUACAAGCACCUUUUCUUGGCCUACGCUAAAAUCAAGGACGCUUCUGCUCUUAGUCAAGUAUGGAACAAGUACCGAGGUCUGGCCAAGACCGCAAGUCGAGAAGACUGGGCCGCUGCGUGCGGUCAGCGUGAAGCCUAUGAUGUCAGGAUCGAAGGAGCCAUGCGGGAGCCUUGGGAUAUUGUGAUAAGUGCUUUCAUUGAAGUUGGGGAGUUGAGCAAAGCGUUUGAAGUUUUUGGAGAAAUGGCAGAGGUCGCAGAAAAGAAAACUAAGGCUGAGGUGCCGCCUGCCACCCACAGGACGUGCGGUGUACUUGUAACUGCCCUUGCUCGAGCUGGUGAAUUCGACCUCGCCUUAGAGUGGUUCAACAGCUUGCAAGCCUCUGCUAUUGUUACUCAGAACUCGCCCCAUCGACUCACCCUUGAACACACCAUUGUCCUUGCAGAACAGCUCCUCCUCAAGGGACGUUGGUUUGACGCUGCUGACGUCGUUAUUGGGCUUGGGGGGAUUCGUGAUGAGUUGGCUCAACCAAGCGCCCAACACAGCCUGCGCACCGUCGCGUGGAAGACUAACUUUGCUCUUAUUCACCACGCCGCUCGCUCGACUCCUGAAGAAGCUGCUCGCACGCUCGCCCGUGCGCAGGAAGUACUUGCUGCCGUUCCCAUUCAACUCGAUCUGCGAACUGUCGUCCUCCACCUUACACUCCUCGCUCAGGCUAGCGAUUAUACCAAUAUGAUUCGCGUCGUUGAUCUCAUCUCUGCCCGAAAGCUUCCUGCCAACACCAUCCAAAGACUGAAUGAUGCUUGCGACCAAAUCGCUAAGGAAGACAUACCCUUCAAGUACCGAAUCGAGUUGAUCAAGGCAUUUGGCCGGCAUCACGCUGAUUUGACGCCAUUCGUGGCGGAGAAGCUCAUCCAGGCAUAUAUCUCAGAGAAAAGCAAGCCUGUUGAUGAGCGCGAUCUGAGCAAGGAAUCGCUCUAUAUUCUUCUCGAUGCCUUCACUGUCGUUGAACAAAAGCAAGUAAACGAGGGGGAAUAUGAUGAGGCGCUUGAGCAAUUGAUGCAGGAUCUCGCGGCGACCGACGUCAGUGAGGAUAUGAAGAAUGCGACCUCAAACCAGGCCAUCGGCUAUUUAGUGAAAAACGUGAUAUUCAGGUUCGGUGCUGAGCGAGCUCGAUCCAUGUUGGGUGCGGUCUUUGGCGAGCAAGAAGCCACUAACUUGGUCCAACCCGUUUCUCCCACUUUUAUCCAAUCCGAAACUGUCUCUGGUAGUGAACGUCUUUCCGAAGCCGCCUCUCCCAGUCAAUCUCAUGCCUCCUCGGCUACCUCUGCCCCUGCCCUUUCUUUCUCACAAACGCUUACUUCCUCGAUCGAGCGCUUCACUUACCGUAAUCCCACCAUCACUCCUCUAGAAGCUUACGCACUCCUUCGAGACGGUCUUUCCGUCUCCCAAGUCCCUCGACUCGAAAUCAUUCUUUCCUUGAUGGAUCAUCUUGCCCGUCGCAACGAUGAACCUAAAGUCCGGGAGCUUUACGAGCUGGCCCAGGUUGUACUCAACUCUUUGGUCAGACCAGAUGUUCAAGCCCAGAGUUGGUACUCUGCCGAGAACGCUAUGCUCAUCGCUUGCUGUCACCUUGGUUAUCUCGAAGAGGCCGGUCUCCAUCGAGCUCGUAUUGUCCAAGCUGGCUUCACGCCCAGUGCUGAUGCUUAUGCUACCAUGAUUGCCUCUUCAAAAGACACCACCGAUGAUGCGCUGGUCGCUAGAGAAUUAUGGGAAGAAGCUCUCGGUAUGGGUGUGAAACCUCAUCUGUUCUUGUACAACACUGUUAUCAGCAAAUUAAGUAAGGCCAGGAAGGCGGAAAGUGCGUUGGAUCUGUUCAUGAGGAUGAAGUCCGAAAGGAUUAGGCCAUCCAGUGUUACUUACGGAGCUGUUAUCAAUGCUUGUUGUCGAGUUGGCGAUGCUUUGUCCGCAGAGACUUUGUUCGAGGAAAUGACUUCCCAGCCCAAUUUCCGACCUCGUGUCCCUCCCUACAACACUAUGAUGCAGUUUUACCUUCAAACCCAACCCAACCGAGAACGUUUCCUCUAUUAUUAUGGUGCCCUUCAACGCGCUCGCGUCCCUCCUUCUGCCCACACCUACAAGCUCCUUAUCGACGCCUAUGCCACUCUCCCUCCUAUUGAUAUCCCUGCUAUGGAGCUCGUAUUCGCUCAUCUUAUUGCCGACAAAUCUGUACGAGUUCAAGGUACUCACUGGGCGAGCUUGAUCUCCGCGUACGGUAUUCACGCGGGUGAUGCCAAGAGGGCCAAGGAGGUGUUCGACAAGAUUCCAGAGAAGGGUGGAGACUACGAAGCAGUUGUAUGGGAGGCAUGGUUAAAUGUGCUCAGUCAGCAAGGUACUAUCGAGCAAUUAGAGGAGGCUCACACUAGAAUGCUUGAGAGUGGUGUACAACCGACGGCUUACGUUUACAAUGUUCUCAUUAACGGCUAUGCCAGAGCUGGUAACAUUGGGCGUGCCCGUGAGGUCUUUGAGUCCAUGGGAGACAGUAUCACUGGUGUCGCCGCUCCCAACAACCAUCCUGUUCUUCUCACCUCAUCUGGCCACGCCAAGCCGUCAACACAGGCUGCGACGACUGGUGUGGUCUACCGAGAACCGUCAACGUACGAAUCAAUGAUUCGAGCGGAGAUCACAUGUGGAGACCAGCAGAGGGCAACAGAGGUUUUGCAGAGGAUGGAGGAGAGGGGUUACCCAAUGGCGGUUUACAUGCGGGGCAAGGCAGCAUUGGAAGGAGAGCCUCCAAAGUUUUAGAUUAGAUCAUUCACCACUCAUAUUGGUUCAUUCACUUGCAUUUAUACCCAAUUUAUAAGAUAGCUGUUGGGAAAGGAGAAGUAUAUAGCUUCAGGAAAGACGUAUUUAAUAUCCAGGGGAUUGAUGUACGCUAGGCAGAAGAUGAACUGAUGAUGAUUUUGCUGCA